CAUUAAGUAAUGUUGGGCCGAACACUUACGAUCAAAACAACAAUAAGCGCGGAAUUAUUUCUUCUUUUUUUUGCAAUAUUUUUAGCUGUCGGAAAAGUAAUUUUUUUUGUACAUUAGGUCGCGAAAUAAAUAAGCUGUAGACAUUAGACCCGAGCACUAAUACUAUUCAAAUAUUCUUCCGCUGUGAAUUGUGCAAAUAUUUUAGAAACUUUGAACCAAUUAUUCAUUGAAAAUGAGUUUCGUUUAGUGUAAACAUGUGCGUAUAAUUUCGAUGAGAAAACCGUUACUAUUCCGACGCAUCGCAAGAUUUCUAUAGUGAAUAAGAAAAAAAAACAAACAAACAAACGAAAACUUUUGUUACCAUGACUUACCAAACUCAUAAUAUCAACGCUGGCUAUUCAAACGUAUGGCAGCGUCGGACAACUUUGGAGAAGGUGUUACUAACUUUCUAUGUGAUACUGGGUGCAAUCGCUGUGACGUCACUCGUCUUUUAUUUCAUUGUAUUCAAUGGAAGUGCAGGUAUGGCAUUGUGUUUCACGAGCGGUUGCAUUACGGCCGCAUCGCAUGUACUAAACGCCAUGGAUACAACAAUUGAACCAUGCAAUGACUUUUAUCAAUUUACAUGCGGGAAUUUUGUUAAAAAUACAUACAUUCCGGAUGAUAAGCUAACGGUUGAUACAUUCUCAACACUCGCCGACGAAAUUGAUAUUCAAUUAAGAACAAUCAUCGAAGAUGAAAUUGCUCCGAAGGAAUCGAAUGUGUUUGCAUUAGUGAAGAAUCUACACAAGUCGUGUAUGAAUCGAACGGCCGUCGAAGCAUUCGGUUUGGAACCAUUCAGACAAAUUUUACGCCAAAUUGGAGGCUGGCCAGCUGUUGAGGGUGAACAAUGGAAUGAAACGAUAUGGGAUUGGAUUGAAUCAAUACGUGAAAUGAGAGAAAUCGGUUUAACCACUAAUUACUUGUUGGCUACUUCGAUUGGAGCUCAUUUGAAGAAUUCAUCGACCAGAUCGUUGAGGGUUGAUCAGCCGGAUUUUGGCUUAGCUCGUGAGUUUUUGCUCAACGAAAAAGACCCAAUGCUUCAGCACUAUUACGACUAUAUGGUAGACAUAACGGUUAUUUUUGGAGCCAAUGUAAGCACAGCCCCGUAUGAACUAUUGGAUGUAUUGAAUUUUGAACGCGCAUUAGCCAAUAUUUCCUUACCAGCCGAAGAGCGACGCGACGGGGAAUCUCAAUUCAAUCCUUAUACUAUUAGUGAAUUAGAAACAAAAUACCCGCACAUCCGGUGGACAGAUUACUUUAGCGCUAUAAUGCCCAAGGAAAUGAAGUUAUCUAGCACAGAAGUGGUUGUCGUUGUUUCACCCAUUUACUUUGAGCGCUUGGCGUUUAUUCUGCAAAACACAACGAAGCGUACGAUUGCCAACUAUUUUGCAUGGCGAUCGUUCAUUGUUUCAUCGAAUUUCCUCAAUGACCUGGUUCGCAUACGGAAAAUUCAAUAUCUCUCUGCGAUGACUGGUAAUGGUGAUGGUCAACCGGGUCAGAGCGGCACGUCGCAGUGGAAAGAGUGCAUCUCUUAUACAACAUCAACACUUUCGCCGGCAGUCGGGGCUCUUUAUGUGCGAAAAUAUUUCAACGAUAAAACCAAAGGACAUGCUGAAGAAAUUGUGGAAAACAUUCGAAGUUCUUUCAUUGAAAUGUUACACAAAGUCACAUGGAUGGACGAGAAAACUAAAAAUGCUGCCAUUGACAAAGCGACCAAGCUAACGGCACACAUUGCCUAUCCCAAAGAGUUAACAAACAACACCAAAUUAGAGGAAUAUUAUUCGUCGCUGGAGAUGAAAGACGAUGAAUAUUUAAUGAAUGCAUUACGUUUGAAUAAAUUUAAAGCGGAAUACGCUCUUCGCGAACUAUACGAUCCAGUCAAUAAAAAUGAUUGGCUCGCACAUGCUACACCAGCCAUGACGAAUGCAUUUUAUUCAGCAUUGGAAAAUAGCAUUCAAUUCCCGGCGGGUAUACUUCAAGGCAAAUUUUUAUCCGAACACCGGCCAAAUUACAUGAAUUACGGUUCAAUAGGCCAAAUUAUCGGUCACGAAAUCACGCAUGGUUUCGAUGACUUGGGCCGUCAAUUCGAUUUGAAUGGCAAUUUAAAAGAUUGGUGGUUACCGGAAACCAAGUCAAAAUUCCUUAAUCGCACACAAUGCAUCACUGAGCAGUAUGGAAAUUUUACGGAACCAAAAUUAAAGAUGCCAGUUAACGGUAAAUCAUCGUUGGGCGAAAAUAUUGCUGACAAUGGCGGUAUGAAGAGUGCCUAUUUUGCUUAUAAGAAAUGGACUCAAAAAAAUGGUGCCGAACGAAGAUUGCCCGGACUACAGCAGUACACAGCAGAGCAAAUGUUUUGGAUUGCAGCUGCUCAGACUUGGUGCUCUGCUAGUCGUGACUGGUACACAAAGAUGGCCAUAACCGUUGACUCACAUGCACCAAGUCGAUUCCGUGUCAUUGGCUCCGUGAAAAAUAACAAAGAGUUUGCAAAGGAUUUUAAUUGUGCGUCUGGAACGCCGAUGAAUCCAUCGAAAAAAUGCGAAAUUUGGUGAUUCUCAGUUAAGUUUGACUCAACUCGAUUUUAUGAGUUAAAUGCAGUAAAUAGAUUAUUAGAAAUACUAGGAAAAUAUUGUGAAAUGUUUAUUAUAAAAUGCCGUAAAUUAAAUAAGUUUGAGAAAA
This is a messenger RNA of Sitodiplosis mosellana (orange wheat blossom midge), 2715 nucleotides long. RefSeq names its product neprilysin-2-like. NCBI's taxonomy places the organism in Eukaryota, Metazoa, Arthropoda, Insecta, Diptera, Cecidomyiidae. Gene Ontology annotation, cellular component: plasma membrane. Gene Ontology annotation, biological process: protein processing. Gene Ontology annotation, molecular function: metalloendopeptidase activity. The transcript has 8 exons. The coding region runs from base 363 to 2588 and encodes 741 amino acids. The record is from RefSeq and is a predicted model, not a curated record.